AUGCAUUUAUUGGCAUUCCUUACGCCAGACCUCCGCUUGGAGUCAACAGGUUUAGGUGGAUUACAACGGGAAUGUCUAUUAAUUCUCCAACAGAUUCCUCAGCCAAUGGACGCCUGGAAAGUGGAGAAGGAUGUGACCAACAAUCGGGUGAUGUGUCCACAAGUUUAUCAACGAUUUUACUUCGACUCUAUUCAACCCAUUCGUGAGGACGAAGACUGUCUGUAUUUAAAUGUUUUCGUUCCCCUCUCCACUAGACCUGUGAAUGGUUUUCCAGUUAUGGUGUAUAUACACGGCGGACAGUUUCAAUUCAGUGGCAAAGAUUUUUACCCGCCUCACUAUUUGCUCGAUAAUGACAUCAUUUUAGUUACAAUAAACUAUCGCUUAGGAGUUUUGGGUCCUACUGGCGACGACUCCAGUGCCGGAAAUUUUGGAAUUCACGACCAAAUCGAAGCACUCAAAUGGGUUUCAAUUAAUAUUCAAGGGUUUGGAGGGAAUGCACAGAAUAUUACAAUCUUUGGUCACGAUUCCGGUGCUAUUUCUGCCUCUAUAUUACUGGUGUCACCAAAAUCUUGGGGCCUUUUUCACAAUACAAUGAUAAUGAGUGGAUCCAUAUUCACACCAAAUGCUGUAAAGUUACCCGAUGUUAAAAUGGCUCUAGAUUUUGGAGAAGUCGUAAAUUGUAACUUAAAAUAUUCACUAAUUGAUCAAAACGUCCAGAAUUUGUCUCAAAAACUAGUAAAUUGUUUGCGAACCAAAUCAGUGGAUGAGUUAAUGGUUGCCAACCGACUGCCGGGACUCUAUCCAAAUGACUUCCAGUUUAAUUUCGGUCCAGUGAUUGACAGCAAUGUCUCGAUGCCUUUAAUUGGUGAUCAACCCAUCAAUAUAUUCAGAGCCGGCAACUACUGGAAGACACCACUAGUGGGUGGGCUCACAAUGGCUGAGGGAUCACUUGAUUACUACACUCAUUACGAUAGGAUUAAGGAUUGGAAAAUUAGACCUGUGAAUGGUUUUCCAGUUAUGGUGUAUAUACACGGCGGACAGUUUCAAUUCAGUGGCAAAGAUUUUUACCCGCCUCACUAUUUGCUCGAUAAUGACAUCAUUUUAGUUACAAUAAACUAUCGCUUAGGAGUUUUGGGUCCUACUGGCGACGACUCCAGUGCCGGAAAUUUUGGAAUUCACGACCAAAUCGAAGCACUCAAAUGGGUUUCAAUUAAUAUUCAAGGGUUUGGAGGGAAUGCACAGAAUAUUACAAUCUUUGGUCACGAUUCCGGUGCUAUUUCUGCCUCUAUAUUACUGGUGUCACCAAAAUCUUGGGGCCUUUUUCACAAUACAAUGAUAAUGAGUGGAUCCAUAUUCACACCAAAUGCUGUAAAGUUACCCGAUGUUAAAAUGGCUCUAGAUUUUGGAGAAGUCGUAAAUUGUAACUUAAAAUAUUCACUAAUUGAUCAAAACGUCCAGAAUUUGUCUCAAAAACUAGUAAAUUGUUUGCGAACCAAAUCAGUGGAUGAGUUAAUGGUUGCCAACCGACUGCCGGGACUCUAUCCAAAUGACUUCCAGUUUAAUUUCGGUCCAGUGAUCGACAGCAAUGUCUCGAUGCCUUUAAUUGGUGAUCAACCCAUCAAUAUAUUCAGAGCCGGCAACUACUGGAAGACACCACUAGUGGGUGGGCUCACAAUGGCUGAGGGAUCACUUGAUUACUACACUCAUUACGAUAGGAUUAAGGAUUGGGAUGACAUUUCAUUAAUUGAUGCAUUGGGAGACUUUAUGUAUAGUUCAGCCGUCACUUUACUACUGGAUUUGCAUUCAAAGGUCUCGAAGCAAACUUAUCUCUAUGUUCUCGAUCACCAGGGAAUCAAAACUUUUGGCACAAUUCAAAGAAAUUCAUCGCAAAUCAUACAUCGAAACCAAUACGGAGUGACACAUAUGGAUGAUAUCUUCUAUCUGUUCCCAACCCUAUACGGAGAGAACACCACCUCUUCUUAUGACGACACUGUCAUCAGAAAUAUGUGUCAAUUCUUCGCACACUUUGCAAAAUACGGACGUUUUGGGCAAAACAACGCUCUUAUUAAUUACCAAAUGUUUGGCAACUAUUGGGUCCCAUAUUCGCCACAAAAUCCUAAUUAUCUGAAGUAUUCCCAAAGCAAUACUCUUAUGAUGUAUAGCAAUGACAAGGAAUGGCAGUUCCUGUUAGACAUCAAUGAAACUAAUUCUGCGAUUCAUAUGAAUGAGAGGACAGUCAGGAAUUUGUCACCAAAUGUCAAAAUACUAUUCAGUCUUUGGAACAACACUUUUAAGUCAAACUCUUCGGUCAACUGUAGUGUCGAUAACGAUGACGGGUGUAUUAAACCAAAGUUUGUCAACCAAUUAAAAGACUUUGUCGACGGUUCAGUCGAUGGCAUUACUGAGUAUAGAGUGGGCAAACAUAGCGGUCACCUAUUGUGUAAUCCAAGUAAAGUCAACCCCAUCGCCAGAAACUGCUAUAACACUGAAGUAGGAUACGCACGACUCAUGAGAACACCCAAUAAAAAGCAAAACAAUACCAAAACAAUGACUAAAAAGUUCUUCAAUUCUGAUUCAAACUCCUCUAACAAACCCGGGAUAUCAGGAGGACAGAGAAAUGCAUCAUAUUUUGGAAGUGAUUUCCAAAUGAAUAAGAAGUGGCAAAAAUCCAAAGACAUAUACAGUGAGCGCCGAAAAACUACAGCCGAUGAAGAGGCGUCUCUCAUCUACAAAGAGGUGUAA
Molecule: messenger RNA, 2742 nt
Organism: Oppiella nova
Lineage: Eukaryota; Metazoa; Arthropoda; Arachnida; Sarcoptiformes; Oppiidae
Source: the annotation of a GenBank genome assembly